Messenger RNA from Cotesia congregata, 474 nucleotides. The record is from the annotation of a GenBank genome assembly. Lineage: Eukaryota; Metazoa; Arthropoda; Insecta; Hymenoptera; Braconidae.
AUGAAAUUAAUAAGGCUGCAAGGAUGCUGUUGUUUGGAUUUAAGGUCCGGAACUUUGUGCAUCGGGAUUGUUUUUCUGAUCGGCCAAAUGAUAUCCGUUGUCCAAAGCGUGGUGCGGAACAACAAGCUGACUUGCGUCGGAGUUCCAGACCCUUUAGCGUGCCAGCGGUCGUCAACAAUGGAAGUUGUCUUUACCUUAGUCGGUAACCUAAUGUUCUUUGUCGUUACUGCGAUAAUGCUUGUUGGAUCCACGCGGGAUAAUCACAAAUUAAUGGUACCGUAUUUAGUUCUCAGAGGAACAGGAAUUAUUCUGCUCUUUGCCACGCUUUGGUACAUCGGAGUCAAGUACUUGCUGACGCUAGUCGGUUGGGGCCUCACUAUCUUAAUUUUUGGGAACGCUUUCAUCUGUCUGGAGAUUUAUUUGUGGCUGGUGGUCAACAGUCGGAAGCUUGAGAUCCAAUAUGACGACUAUUAG